Molecule: messenger RNA, 7702 nt
Organism: Octodon degus (degu)
Lineage: Eukaryota; Metazoa; Chordata; Mammalia; Rodentia; Octodontidae
Product: interferon-induced very large GTPase 1-like
Exons: 2
Coding region: 162-7424 (2420 amino acids)
Molecular function (GO): GTP binding
Source: RefSeq, a predicted model, not a curated record
GGACUACAUAGGUACAGAGUGCACCACCCUCCUGCUCCUGGGUCAAUGACUGUUCCCUGCUGGAUGCUGACUGCUGGCUGAUGAAUUUGCUUGUCUCUGCACUUGGCUCCCCUGGGUGACCAACUGAGGUGAAGGCACUUGCCACAGCAGUCCAUUCAAACAUGGCCACUGCUGAUGACAACACUGAUGCACAGCUUCUUCUACAGAAAAGGAAUCAAGAUAUCCAAAAGAUAUUGAAAAAUGUGGGACUAGACUCUGAGUACUGGUUGCCUAAAUUGAAGAACCACCUAGGUGUGACCAGUGCACAGGCCUUGGAAUACUUAGAAGAGAAAGAUCUCCAGGUCCUCAAAUCCCAGGUGCAGCAUCCAUGGGAAAAAAAAGCCCUAGAGAAGCUGUUUGAUCUGUCACACUCAAAUACUCACCGACGGUUACAGGACUCAUCAGUGGACAUGAUAAACAAAAGGCAGAGGCGAGCAGAACAAGCACUUCAAGGGCUAAAAGACCUGUUCUUGGAAGGAAAGCAGAGGGAGGAUGAGGCAGUGAGAAGAAAAGAAGCAGAGUUGAGGCAAGCAAUAGAGAUCCCUGAAGAGUUCUGGCCAGUACGUGAAAAGCCCCUGUGGCAAGUAAUGGAGAAUGUGCAGAGAAAUCUCAGUCUCAUGCAGCAAACUGUUUUACACAAGAAAGAUCUUUCAGAUAGAGAUCUGGUAAAAUGGGCAUCUGGAGGCCUUGCCCUGCAGGGAGUUUACCAAACUGGCCAACAAAGGGACCUGGUAGAGAGAAGAGAAAAGCUACUUAGUGUCCCCAAAGAGUUCUCAUUCUCUGGCCCAGAACAGGGCACACGGAUGGAAACAAGAGAAUUUACAUCUUCUCAAGCAGAAGCCAUGUUCACUGAGAGCAUGGAGAAGCUGGGCUUCAGUGUAACAGCCUCAGCCAGUGGUGGGGGAUGGGGAUUUAGUUUAGAAGGUGGCACAGAUAAAAACAAACAUUCCGAAUCCAAUGAAAUCCAUAAAUCCCAUUCUGAACAUUCUUAUUUUUGCUCAACCAAGUUCAGCUACAUCCCCCUGGCCUCCUGCCACUUUCCCACUGAUCAACUCCAGUUCUCCAAGGCUGCACUCCAGGAACUAAAACACAUUGAUGACCUCCUGGAUCAUGCUACAUCCCCUUUGUUGAAGCAAAGGAUUGAAAACUUUUUCCACAGGUUUGGGUCUCAUGCUAAUCAAGGCCCUCUGCACCUGGGAGGAAUCUACUGGUGGAAGGCAAUUUCAGAGGGUUUCCAAAGAGAGCAGCUAGAAGAUGUAAAGAAGCAAGCAGCAGAGGCUCUAGACACUUGCAUAAUGGGCAGCUACAGUGGCUUUGGAAUGAAAGUUGCUGCAAGUCUGACUCUGUCAAAAUUACAUUCUAAAAAAACCACUGAAAGCAAAUUGCUUCAAAACCAUCAAACCAAUAUCAAAUUAUCUGUGGCCCAGACUGGAGGCCCACCAGAGUCAGAAGGUCUUUUCCAGUGGAAAACUGGUCUUGAGGCCAACAAUCAAACCUGGUGUGUCAUUGACAGGGGCCUUCAGCUGGUCCCAGUUUGGGAUAUCAUCCUCUCCAGCCACAGAAGUGAUUUCAAAGAUGCUCCAAAGUUGGCCAAAUACAUGAAAGACAACUAUAUUGCUUUGACUGGCCUCAGUGCCCAGAUCCAAUAUGGAGGGGAAAUACUGAGUGCUGAAGAGGAAGCUAGAGUGUUUCUAGAGGAUGUAAAAUCCUGGGAAGUGUCUGAUCCUGAAGAACAGCUUAAAAAGUUAAUGAAUUUCAUGCAAAGUUUGUGUAAGAAAAGAACAGAUUAUGAUAUUUGGAUUAAUAUGUGCCUCACAAAUUUUGAUCUACAGAAUUUCUUAUUGAGUGUAGUAAACUUUUGCAAAACAUCUUCCAUUCAUGAAACUAAAUUUAUUAAAUCUCAGCUGCGCACACUUCUGGAUCCUCAUGUGUACAAAGUGGAAAACUUCCCUCAAACUCACUCCAUCAUGCAGUGGAUCUAUAAAUCAGAGUCAAAGCAAGAGGAAGUCAAUAUCUCCCAAUUUUCAGAACUAAUUAAAAUCUUAAAAGAAGUACUUAAUGAUAUUUUGGGAGUAAAGAUGAAAUCUGAUUCCCCAGAAACUGUGGAAGAGGCUCAAAGAAAAGUCACUCAUAAAGUCAGCUUGGCACUUACUUGCUUUUUGAAGUACCUCAGAGAAGUAGAGGAGAAAGACACAGAGCUCUUGUUGCUUUGCAUUGCAAUUGGUGCAGGAUAUCACUUGGUUCAUAAAACUUUUCAACAUGUUCUGGAUUCUGAGGAAUUAAAAUUUCUACUAAAUGAAAUGCAAAAUGCCCAAAGCAAAUACCAAGAGCUGAAAAAUAUUUCCAACCACAGAGCUCAUGCAUUCCUGGUUCUUAUAAGUCUGACAGCCUCAGCUAGAGUAACAGCUAUUUGCACAGAAGAAAAAACACAGCGCAUGACAUUGAUCGGACAAUGCAUGGGCCAAUCUCUGUCCCCAAAAGUUGCAUAUGUCCUCAACAAACCUGGAGCAGGAGGUCACAAUUGGGAAAACCUAGAAAAAGACUUGAGAUUGAUCAUUGAUGGGGAUUAUGAAGGCUCCAGAUCAUAUUUUCAAGUAGAAAAGAUCAAAGAAGAGUUUCAAAGUCUCUUUGAUGAGAAUAAAGAGAUAUGUAAAUCACAUGAUAAAGACAACAGUAAACAGCAGGUGAUAGAAAAUGGGGCCUUCCAAGAUUUACUCAGGCGUCUAGGCCUAGAAAAUUAUUUCUCAAAAAGAAUGGGUAGGGCUGAUUUCCAUCUUGUCUAUAAGAUUCCUGUUUACAGAACCCAGCCCACCUCUGAACGAGACCUUCCAUUCUGUUUCCUACAGAAGCUGCUGAUGCUUGAUUAUGGAUUCAGAUAUCUGGUAUACAGAGAGAAAGAAAAUAUGGAACAUCAGGCUUAUUCAAGUGCCUCUGAUGAAAAUGAUGAUUCUGAUCCAUAUGAAGACCCUUUUUGUGAUGGUAAUAGUCCUGUUACCAAUAAACUGAAGCCUCAUAUUCACCCAAUGGACAUCCAGAUGGCAAUUUUUCACUGUGUAGAUGAUUUUGCCAGACAAUAUAUUUUGGGAAAGCUUUCUAUUUGUCAAUUUGCCCUCCCCCUUUUGGUGCCUAACCCCUGUACUUCACAAAUUGAAUUCUCACUCUGGUGUCUCAGACAAAUUAGAAGAAGUUGGCAGCAUUCAAGUAAAUCUCCUCAAGGAAGGUACAGUUUUCAUAACCAGCAGAUUUGUUGUGUGCCCACCCCCAUUGUGUCUUUCAUUAGAGUUGGAAAUGGCCUCUCUGCUUCGAAAUCUCAGACCAUGAACUAUCUUCUCAGUAAACGUAAACAUGAUGUGUUUUUUCACCGUCACUGCAAGGGAAGCAGCAAAGACUGUCUCUUGAUGGAGGGUGUGGUGGAAAUCUGCUGGUUCUGUCCUGGGGCAGAAGAUGAGGACAGAUUUGACAACUGUGUGACCUUUGCCAAUCUUCAUGGAGAUGCAAAGGAACACAAGCAGCAACUUGCUUUCCUGAAGGAGGUCUCUUCUCUCAUUGUGAUCCUUAUGUCAGCCUCUGAUGACAAUGAAGAGAACAAGGACAUUGUCCGUGACCUAUGGCAAUCUUCAAAAUUACCUGUGAUCUGCUUACUUGAUGACAAGGAAAAAAAGAACGUCAAUCCAUCUGGCAGAAAAAUAAAAAUUGGCAUCAGGAAUAGAAAUGAGGCAGACUUAACAGAGGAGAUCACUAUUGCAGUCAGACGUCUGCUAGGACUCACUGUGGCUUCUCACAGCAUGGAAGACUGUUCUCACAUUGCGCGCAAGCAAGGAUUCCUUAUUGAUGAAGACCACAGAGAGUGCAAGGAAGCCAAAGAUAAGGCAGAGAUUAUAAUGGCCCUCCUGAGAGAAAUGAAUGUAUCUCACAUUAAGGAAGUUGUACUACCCCUGCAGGGGGAACUUUGGCAUCUUUGGUGUAAAAAAGAUAAAGAACUUUAUCAUUUAAGAGAGAAGGGGAACAAGAGUAUUGAGCAACACAAGUGUGAUAUUGAGGAGGAAAAACAAACAAUAAGGCAUCAACAGUUGGAAAAGGCCUUGAAACCCAAUGACAUAGUGCUAUAUUUUCUACAAAUUUUGAAACAUAACUCUGAAAAUGAAACCAAACUCUACUUUUUGCACUGGCUGAGUAUCUUUUUGGACAACCUCUCAAGAGGACACUUGGAAAAACUACAAGAGAAACAAAGAUCUUUAUGGUCAAGGGUACAAGCAGAAAAGCAAAAGGCACAGAAAAGCAACUCCCUGGACCUCUUGAAAAAUGAGAUAAUAACCAUUUCAACAGAGAUUAGUCAGUGCACCUUGGGAAUUGAGCUGUUUAUGAGAGAAAUUGGGCAGAUGUAUGAAGCUCUGGAAGAAAUAUCCUCCAAAAGAGAUACUGUUUUUCUGUGCCUUCCCCAAAUUGCUGCAGACCUGAUGCUGUCUGGCAUGCCCAUUGAGCUGAUGGAUGGUGAUGCAUCUUAUGUGCCUCUGAAAUGGGUAGCAGCUGUAUUUGACAAGGUCUCUGAGAAGCUCCCAGGCAAGAGGCUAUUUGUUCUUUCUAUCCUUGGCCUGCAGAGUUCAGGGAAGUCCACCUUGCUGAAUGCCCUUUUUGGGCUGCAGUUCUGUGUCAGUGCAGGCAGGUGUACCAGAGGUGCCUACAUGCAGCUCCUGAAGGUGGAGGAGACCUUUGCAGGGGAACUUGGAUUUGAUUUUCUAUUAGUUGUAGACACAGAAGGACUUAGGGCCCCUGAACUCAAUAGCAAAUCCCAGAAUAGGGACAAUGAGUUGGCAACUUUUGUCAUUGGACUUGGUAACUUGACUCUGAUUAAUAUUUUUGGAGAGAACCCUUCAGAGAUGCAGGAUAUUCUACAAAUAACUGUUCAAGCCUUUCUGAGGAUGAAACAAGUGAAAAUCUCCCCAAGUUGUCUCUUUGUCCAUCAGAAUGUGGGGGAAGCUACAGCUAAAGAGCAAACCAUGGAAGGACGAAGGCAGCUACAGCAGAAAUUAGAUGAGAUGGCAGCAAUGGCUGCUGAGCAAGAACAGUGCACAGAUGUAUUCUGCUUCAACGAUGUCAUUAAGUUUGAUGUGAAUACUCACGUGCACUACUUUGCUCACCUGUGGGAUGGCAAUCCCCCAAUGGCUCCUCCUAAUCCUCGCUAUAGUCACAAUGUUCAAGAAUUAAAAAGUACAAUUUUUUUGAUAGCUAAGGAGGCGUCUAGGGGAAAUAUGAAGAUUUCAGAUGUGAAAUUUAGAGUGGAAGAUUUGUGGAGAGCCUUGGUCAGUGAGAACUUCAUUUUUAGUUUCAGAAAUACCCGAGAGGUCAUGGCCAUGAGCAAACUGGAGUCCAUGUAUAACCAGUGGUCCUGGAAGCUGAGGAGUUAUGUGUUGCACUUGCAGAAUCAGCUGAAUAAUCAGAUUCAGAAUGGAAAAAUCCAGGUCCUCCAAAGACGCUCUCUUGAAGAUCCCAUUACACAAACAUAUGACACCAUUAAGGAAGAUCUUGAGAAAUAUUUUAAUGAAGGCCCAGAGAGUGAAAUAAUGAUUCAGUGGAAAGGAAGUUUUGAAAAUAAGUUAUUAAUCCUUAAAGAGACACUUGUUUUAGAUGCCAAAAAAGAAGCCAAUAAACGCAUUGAUCUUAAGAAAAGUCAACAGAAACUGGAUGAGCAGAAGACAACUUAUGAAAAUGAAAUUUUGGAAAGGAGCCGAGAGUUGGCAUUAAGUGUAAAAGGUAAGGAAUUGAGUGAAGAGGAGUUACAGCACAAAUUCAAUGAACUUUGGAGUAAAUGGGUCUGUGAUGUGGCCUCAAAUGUUCGUCCAACAACAGAACCUAACAUUGUAGUGGAUUCUCAAAACAUCCUUUUGGAGCAUUUUAAAAAGGAAAAAAACUUGGUCAACAAAUUCAAGGGAAUUUCAGAAAAAAAAUUUGGCAUCAAUUAUGAUAGACAUAUCCAAAGGGGCAGGAAUUGGAUAGUUUUCAGAAAUGAGUUACAAGUAGAUGAUAUAGAGUUAAUUAAUACAACUACUAGUCACAUUUUCUCAAGAUUUGAUGAAACUAUUAGUAGUAUUUGGCAGGAACAUCGUGACUACAAUGUAAAUGAUUUUCACAAAAUUCUGAAAAUAAUAGAAGAGGAAGUGUCAUCUGCCCCUACAAACCAAAGGUUCUCAUUUACAAGCAAAUACAAUAUGGACUUAGCUUUCCAUUUAUUUGAAAAGGCAUCAAAAAGUUUUGAGGAUAUUCAUAGUGCAUUCAAGAAAGAAAAUAAUCCUGUGCACUAUCUGGAAAGAAAAAAAGGUGAUUUCCUUACAAGUUUCAAGAUCUCUAGCCAAGGAGCAACCUCUAUCAAAUCAUUUGUAGAUUUUCUAUGGUACAAACUCAUUCCUGCUGCAACUACCACCAUUAAGGACAACAUGGUCCCUAAAAUUGCUGGGGACAUGCAAGCUAACUGUGUUGCUUUCAAUGGAAACCGGGCUAAUCUGGAAAAACACAUUCUCAUCUAUCUGGCCGAGGAAGAAAAUUUUGAUAAGUAUUGGCAAUAUAUUCAUGAUCCAAAUUCCUUUUUUAGUGUUUACAUUCAAAACUAUAUUAAAAGAUACUGUUCAGAAGAAGAAAAAAGAAUAAAAACUUUUUUAAAAAUAAAUUUAGACAUCAUUAAGAAUGCCAUCCUCUGUGCUAUUCAUGAAUCCACCGCACAGGCUAAGGAUAAAAGCAGCACUGCAUCAGAGUGGUUGGAUUUGUUCUGUGACCACCUGGAGAAGAACUUGAUCUUUCCUCGAGCAGAUCUCCAAAGCAUUGAACACCAGGAGAUGAAAGAUAUAGAGUUUCUCAAAGAAGCCAUGAGUGCAGCUUUAGAUUCUGCAAUAAAGAAAGUCGAGCAAAAUUGUUCAGAUAUGCCUACUGAUGAAACUAUUUCUGAAGUUGAGAAAAUACUCUCUAAACAUUUCUGUGGCUGCUGGAAACAGUGUCCCUUCUGUAAGGCAAUUUGCACCAACACCAUUGCUGGACAUGACGGAGAUCACAGUGUUCCCUUUCACCGUCCUCAGGCUGUUAUUGGAUGGUAUUGGUAUGGAACAGAUCACUUCGACAUUGACUGCUGUUCUACUGCAGUAGCAAGUGAUAUUCUGUUUCUUCGGAAUGACAACCAGUGGUUCCCGUACAAGACCUACCGCCAGGCAGGAGGGGAUUAUGCUACUUGGAGUAUCACCCCAGAUUCAUCCUCCCAGUCAUAUUGGAAAUGGUUUGUUGUUCACUUCCAAUCAAACUUAGAAGAAAGAUACAAGAGAAAAUUUAAGAAUAGAGGUAGAAUCCCUGAUGCAUGGGCUAAAAUCACAAAGGAAGCUGUGCUUAGUGACUUGAAAGAAUAAUUUCGUUACCCCCCAAAAUAACACGCAACAGAAGAUGUCUAUGUUGUGUGAACAAAAAUGUCAUACCGUUAUAUCUUACUAAAAUGCAUGCUCCCUACAGCUAGAGAAUUCAGGUUUCUACUCCGUAGGUGAACUAUGUAAAAAGCAAAUGAUGUAACAUUUUAGAAGUUGAAGAUGUCCGAUACCAAAAUUCUUUUCUGUCUAUGUCAGUGCAGUCUUCUUUAAAGUCCAAUUACUAUGGCUGGCCAAAUAUCUCAGUGGAUUAAAGCACCUGCAUG